UCCUCUCCCGGAGCUGUCCGAGGCUCCAGUGUCUCGCAACGCAUCCCGCCGCUGGGGCUCCCGCCGGGGCAUGGGCGCUGCGGGCCUGCUCUGCGUUUUCCUGGCUGUCAUCGCACCAGGGGUUCUCGGUCAGUGUAAGCCCUUGCCAAGGUAUCAUUUUGCUAAGCCUAAAGUUAAGAGUGAUCAGUCUGAGUUUGCUGUUGGGACGUCUUGGGAAUAUGAAUGUCUUCCUGGGUAUAUCAAGAGGUCAUUCUUUAUCAUCUGCCUAAAGACCUCCAAGUGGUCAGAUGCUCAGGAUUUCUGUAAACGUAAAUCAUGUACAAGUCCUGGAGAACUCCCCCAUGGCUCUGUCCUCAUACCCACGGGUGUCAUGCUUGGGUCAACAAUUACAUUUUCUUGUGAUCAAGGAUAUCGACUUUUUGGUGUUUCAUCUGCUACAUGUAUUAUCUCAGACAAUACUGUAACCUGGGAUAACGACAUGCCUUUUUGUGAAACUAUUCCUUGUGGGCCACCCCCAGCCAUCUCCAAUGGGGACUUUUACAGCAGCAGUAGAGAGGACUUUUUCUAUGGAAUGGUGGUGACUUAUAAGUGCCACACUGGACCAAAUGGAAAAAAGCUGUUUGACCUUGUGGGUCAGAAGUCAAUAUAUUGUACCAGCAAAGACAAUCGAGUUGGCAUCUGGAGUGGCCCUGCCCCUCAGUGUAUUCUUCCAGUCAAAUGCCCAAUUCCAGAAGUUGAAAAUGGAAUUAUGGAAUCUGGAUUUGGACGUUCAUUUUCUUUAAAUGAUGCUGUGAUGUUUAGGUGUAAGCCUGGCUUUACCAUGAAAGGCAGCAACAUAGCAUGGUGCCAAUCAAACAGCAAAUGGAAUCCUCCACUGCCAAAGUGCUUUAAGGGGUGUCUACCACCUCCACAUACCAACCAUGGUAGUUAUAACAUCUUGGAUAAGGAAUUCUUUCCAAUUGGACAGGAAGUAUCCUACAGCUGUGACCCUGGCUAUACCCUCAUUGGAACUAACCCUAUCCAGUGUACAUCCUUGGGAGCCUGGAGCUAUGCAGCCCCUGAAUGUGAAGCAAAAUCAUGCAAUGCCAUUCCAAACCAACUUCUCAAUGGCCAUGUGGUGACUCCUCCUAAUCUCCAGCUUGGGGCAGUGGUUUCAUUUGUUUGUGAUAAGGGGUACCGAUUAAGUGGCCAGUCUUCUAGUCAGUGUGUCUCAGAAGGAAUGAGAGUAUUCUGGAAUAAUACGUUUCCUGUCUGUGAACGGAUUUCUUGUGGCCCUCCUCCUCCUAUCAAAAAUGGUCGGAAUAGUUAUUCUUCUGGUCCCAUAUAUCUUAACACUGUGGUAAGGUACUCUUGUGUAGGUAACUUCCGCCUCAUUGGAGAAAGAAGCCUUUUUUGUAUAAGUAAAGACCAAGUGAAAGGAAUCUGGGAUAAAGCUGCUCCUGUAUGUGAAUUGUAUAAUAGAAAUUCUUUCUGCUCUGAGCCGAUAGUACCAGGAGGAUACAGAGAUAAAAAAUCUAGACCACCAUACAGACAUGGUGAUUCUGUGACAUUUACCUGUAAUACCAACUUCACCAUGAAAGGAAAUAAAUCUGUUUGGUGCCAAGCAAAUAAAACCUGGGGGCCAACACCACUACCCACCUGUGAGAGUGAUUUCCCCCAGGAGUGUCCACCGCUUCCUGCCAUCUCCAAUGGAUCUCACACAGGGGAGGGGUUUGGCCCCUUUGCCCCAGGAUUAUCUGUGACUUAUAGCUGUGAACCUGGUUACUUGCUUGUUGGAGAAAAGACCAUUAGAUGUUUGUCUUCAGGAAAGUGGAAUGCUGUUAUUCCCACAUGUAAAGAGGCAGAGUGUGAACCCCCAGGACCAUUUCUCAAUGGACGGAUAAAGAGCCCUCCAAGUCUUCGGGUCGGUGCAACUGUGAACUUUGACUGUAAUGAAGGGUAUCGGUUACAAGGCCAACCUUCCAGUCAAUGUGUAAUUGUUGGACAGCAGGCUUCUUGGACCAGGAUGCCAGAAUGCAAAGAAAUUCUGUGCCCGCCACCUCCUUCUAUUCUCAAUGGAAGACCUAUAGGAAGCUCUUCAGGGAAUAUUCCAUAUGGAAGCACAGUCACUUAUACUUGUGACCCAGACCCAGAGAAAGGAGUGAGCUACAACCUUAUUGGGAAGAAGACUAUCCAUUGUAUCACCAACAGUCAGAAGACUGGGAUCUGGAGUGACCCUGCCCCAAGCUGUGAACUUUCUAGUUCUGCUGUUCAGUGUCCACCUCCCCAGAUCCUAAGAGGCCAAAUAUCAUCUGGGCAGAAAGAACAAUAUUCCUAUAAUGACACUGUGGUAUUUUCUUGCUCACAUGGCUUCACCCUGAAAGGCAACAAGGCAAUCCGAUGUACUGCCCAAGGCACAUGGGAGCCAUUGGCACCAGUCUGUGAAAAGGAGUGCCAAGCACCUCCUAAAAUCCUCAACGGGCAGAAGGAAGAUGGACACAUGGUCCGCUUUGACCCAGGAACAUCUAUAAAGUACAGCUGUAACCCUGGCUAUGUGCUCGUGGGGAAAGAAUCCAUCCGUUGCACCUCUGAGGGGGUGUGGACACCCACUGCCCCCCAAUGCAAAGUGGCAGAGUGUGAACCUAUAGAAGAGCCAGUCUUUAACAAACCACAGGAUCAAUUUAUUAGACCAGAUGUUAACCCUUCUUGUGACGAAGGGUACCGGUUAGGUGGGAGUGUUUAUCAGAAGUGCCAAGGUGCAAUUCCUUGGUUUAUGGAGAAUCGCCUAUGUGAAGAAAUCACCUGCCCACCGCCUCCUGCCAUCUCUGAUGGGACACAUACAGGGAGUUCCUCAGAAUAUGUUCCAUACGGAACCACGGUCACCUACACAUGCAACCCUGGGCCAGAGAGCGGAGUGGAAUUCAACCUCAUUGGGAAGAGUACCAUCCAUUGUACAAGCAAUGACCAAGAGAGGGGCAUCUGGAGUGGCUCUGCUCCUAGAUGUGGACUCCUGGGUCAGUGCAAAACUCCGGAGCACCUUCUAUUUGCCAAGCUGGCAAAUCCUACUGAUGAGAAUGAGUUUCCUAUUGGGACAUCUCUGAAGUAUGAGUGCCGCCCUGGUUACUCUGGGAGAGGGUUCUUUAUCACCUGCCUAUCCAACUCGGUCUGGUCAAGCGCUGAAGACAAGUGCCAGCGGAGAUCGUGUGGAACUCCUCCAGAACCCGCCAAUGGCAAAAUGAUCGUAAACGGAGAUGCCCGGUUUGGGUCAACUGUUAAUUACGUCUGUAAUGAAGGAUACCGACUUAUUGGUAAGAGCUCUAUUGCAUGCAGCAUCUCAGGCAAGACUGUCUCCUGGGAUGACGAUCCACCUAUUUGUGAGACGAUUCUUUGUGGGCCACCCCCAGCCAUUGACAACGGAAAUGUCGUUAACCUCUACGGAGAAGAUUUUCCCUAUGGAAGCGUGGUGACCUAUCGCUGCUAUCCCGGACAGAGAGGGAAAAAAAAGCAGUUUGAGCUUGUGGGCAACCCAUCGAUAUAUUGCACCAGCAAAGACAAUCACGUUGGCGUAUGGAGCGGCCCUCCGCCUCAGUGCAUCAUACCUAAUAAGUGCACACCUCCACACAUUGACAACGCAGUGAGGGUGUCUGAGAACAAGACCUUAUUUUCCUUACAUGAAAUCGUGAGGUUUAUCUGCGAGCCCGGGUUUGUCAUGAAAGGACCCUCCAGAGUGCAAUGCCAAGCCCAAAACAAAUGGGGGCCAGAGUUGCCGAGCUGCUCUCGAGUAUGUCAGCUGCCUCCAGAAAUUCUGCACGGAAUGCACAGUGCAGAAAACCAGGCCCAUUUCUCCCCGGGGCAGGAAGUGUCCUACAGCUGCGAGCCCGGCUAUGAUCUCCGAGGGGCAGCGUCUCUGCGCUGUACGCCCCAGGGAGACUGGAGCCCAGCAGCCCCAAGAUGUACAGUGAAAUCAUGUGCAGACUUCCGGGACCAACUCCCUAAUGGCCGUGUGCUCUUACCACUGAAUUUCCAGCUUGGGGCAAAAGUGUCCUUUGUUUGUGAUGAGGGGUUCCACCUGAAGGGCAGUUCUGCUAGUUACUGCGUUUUGGUUGAAAUGGAAAGCCUUUGGAAUGACAGUGCUCCCGUGUGUGAACGUAUCUUUUGUCCAAGUCCUCCCUCUAUCCUUAAUGGGCAGCACACUGGACCUUCUCAGGGAGACUUUCCCUAUGGAAAGGAAAUAAAUUACACAUGUGACAACAACCCAGCAAGAGGGAUGAACUUCAGCCUCAUUGGGGAGAGCACCCUCCACUGCACAAGUGACGAUGAAGGGAACGGGAUUUGGAGCGGCCCUGCCCCUCGCUGCGAACUUGCUGGUCCUGCAGGUCAGUGCAAAGCCCCAGAACACCUUCCAUUUGCCAAGUUGGCAAAUGCUACGGACAAGUCUGAGUAUCCCAUUGGGACAUUUCUGAAGUAUGAGUGCCGCCCUGGUUACUCUGGGAGAGGGUUCUUUAUCACCUGCCUAUCCAACUCGGUCUGGUCAAGCGCCGAAGACAAGUGUCAGCGGAGAUCGUGUGGAACUCCUCCAGAACCCGCCAAUGGCAAAAUGAUCGUAAACGGAGAUGCCCGGUUUGGGUCAACUGUUAAUUACGUCUGUAAUGAAGGAUACCGACUUAUUGGUAAGAGCUCUAUUGCAUGCAGCAUCUCAGGCAAGACUGUCUCCUGGGAUGACGAUCCACCUAUUUGUGAGACGAUUCUUUGUGGGCCACCCCCAGCCAUUGACAACGGAAAUGUCGUUAACCUCUACGGAGAAGAUUUUCCCUAUGGAAGCGUGGUGACCUAUCGCUGCUAUCCCGGACAGAGAGGGAAAAAAAAGCAGUUUGAGCUUGUGGGCAACCCAUCGAUAUAUUGCACCAGCAAAGACAAUCACGUUGGCGUAUGGAGCGGCCCUCCGCCUCAGUGCAUCAUACCUAAUAAGUGCACACCUCCACACAUUGACAACGCAGUGAGGGUGUCUGAGAACAAGACCUUAUUUUCCUUACAUGAAAUCGUGAGGUUUAUCUGCGAGCCCGGGUUUGUCAUGAAAGGACCCUCCAGAGUGCAAUGCCAAGCCCAAAACAAAUGGGGGCCAGAGUUGCCGAGCUGCUCUCGAGUAUGUCAGCUGCCUCCAGAAAUUCUGCACGGAAUGCACAGUGCAGAAAACCAGGCCCAUUUCUCCCCGGGGCAGGAAGUGUCCUACAGCUGCGAGCCCGGCUAUGAUCUCCGAGGGGCAGCGUCUCUGCGCUGUACGCCCCAGGGAGACUGGAGCCCAGCAGCCCCAAGAUGUACAGUGAAAUCAUGUGCAGACUUCCGGGACCAACUCCCUAAUGGCCGUGUGCUCUUACCACUGAAUUUCCAGCUUGGGGCAAAAGUGUCCUUUGUUUGUGAUGAGGGGUUCCACCUGAAGGGCAGUUCUGCUAGUUACUGCGUCUUGGUUGAAAUGGAAAGCCUUUGGAAUGACAGUGCUCCCGUGUGUGAACGUAUCUUUUGUCCAAGUCCUCCCUCUAUCCUUAAUGGGCAGCACACUGGACCUUCUCAGGGAGACUUUCCCUAUGGAAAGGAAAUAAAUUACACGUGUGACAACAACCCAGCAAGAGGGAUGAACUUCAGCCUCAUUGGGGAGAGCACCCUCCACUGCACAAGUGACGAUGAAGGGAACGGGAUUUGGAGUGGCCCUGCCCCUCGCUGCGAACUUGCUGGUCCUGCAGGUCAGUGCAAAGCCCCAGAACACCUUCCAUUUGCCAAGUUGGCAAAUGCUACGGACAAGUCUGAGUAUCCCAUUGGGACAUUUCUGAAGUAUGAGUGCCGCCCUGGUUACUCUGGGAGAGGGUUCUUUAUCACCUGCCUAUCCACCUCGGUCUGGUCAAGCGCCGAAGACAAGUGUCAGCGGAGAUUGUGUGGAACUCCUCCAGAACCCGCCAAUAGCAAAAUGAUCAUAAACGGAGAUGCCCGGUUUGGGUCAACUGUUAAUUACGUCUGUAAUGAAGGAUACCGACUUAUUGGUAAGAGCUCUAUUGCAUGCAGCAUCUCAGGCAAGACUGUCUCCUGGGAUGACGAUCCACCUAUUUGUGAGACGAUUCUUUGUGGGCCACCCCCAGCCAUUGACAACGGAAAUGUCGUUAACCUCUACGGAGAAGAUUUUCCCUAUGGAAGCGUGGUGACCUAUCGCUGCCAUCCCGGACAGAGAGGGAAAAAAAAGCAGUUUGAGCUUGUGGGCAACCCAUCGAUAUAUUGCACCAGCAAAGACAAUCACGUUGGCGUAUGGAGCGGCCCUCCGCCUCAGUGCAUCAUACCUAAUAAGUGCACACCUCCACACAUUGACAACGCAGUGAGGGUGUCUGAGAACAAGACCUUAUUUUCCUUACAUGAAAUCGUGAGGUUUAUCUGCGAGCCCGGGUUUGUCAUGAAAGGACCCUCCAGAGUGCAAUGCCAAGCCCAAAACAAAUGGGGGCCAGAGUUGCCGAGCUGCUCUCGAGUAUGUCAGCUGCCUCCAGAAAUUCUGCACGGAAUGCACAGUGCAGAAAACCAGGCCGAUUUCUCCCCGGGGCAGGAAGUGUCCUACAGCUGCGAGCCCGGCUAUGAUCUCCGAGGGGCAGCGUCUCUGCGCUGUACGCCCCAGGGAGACUGGAGCCCAGCAGCCCCAAGAUGUACAGUGAAAUCAUGUGCAGACUUCCGGGACCAACUCCCUAAUGGCCGUGUGCUCUUACCACUGAAUUUCCAGCUUGGGGCAAAAGUGUCCUUUGUUUGUGAUGAGGGGUUCCACCUGAAGGGCAGUUCUGCUAGUUACUGUGUCUUGGUUGAAAUGGAAAGCCUUUGGAAUGACAGUGCUCCUGUGUGUGAACAAAUCUUUUGUCCAAAUCCCCCCUCUAUCCUUAAUGGGCAGCACAAUGGACCUUCUCAGGGAGAUGUUCCCUAUGGAAAGGAAAUAACUUACAUGUGUGACCACCACCCAGCCAGAGGGAUGACCUUCAACCUCGUUGGGAAGAGCACCCUCCGCUGCACAAGUGAUGAUGAAGGGAACGGGAUCUGGAAUGGCCCUGCCCCUCGCUGCAAACUUGCUGGUCCUGCAGAUUACUGUAAAGCCCCAGAAGAGUUUCCAUUUGCCAAGCCUACAGUCCUGACUGAUGAGUCUGAGUUUCCAGUUGGGACAUCUUUGAAUUAUGAAUGUUCCCCUGGGUAUUUUGAGGCUACGUUUUCUAUCACCUGCUUAGAGCACUUGGUCUGGUCGAGUGCCGAAGGUAUCUGUAGACGAAAAUCAUGUGGAGCUCCACCAGAACCCUUUAAUGGCGCAGUGCAUAUAAACACAGAUACCCAGUUUGGAUCAACAGUUCAUUAUUCUUGUAAUGAAGGGUAUCGACUCAUUGGCUCCCCUUCCUCGGCUUGUCUCCUGUUGGGCAGUACUGUCACUUGGGAUAAGGAAGCACCUGUGUGUGAGGAAAUCUUCUGUCCAAAUCCUCCCUCUAUCCUUAAUGGGCAGCACACCGGACCUUCUCGGGGAGACAUUCCCUAUGGAAAGGAAAUUACUUACACGUGUGACCACCACCCAGCCAGAGGGAUGAACUUCAGCCUCAUUGGGGAGAGCACCCUCCGCUGCACAAGUGACGAUGAAGGGAACGGAAUUUGGAGUGGCCCCGCCCCUCACUGCGAACUUGCUGGUUCUACAGAAUGCCCGCAUCUGCCCAAGAUCCACAAUGGGUAUUACCUUGAAAGACCUGCAUCUCCUUUUCUUCCUGGAAUGACUGUCAACUACACUUGUGACCCAGGCUACUUGUUGGUGGGAAGAGCCUUCAUAUUCUGCACAAACCAGGGAACCUGGAGCCAAUUUGAUCAUUUUUGCAAAGAGGUAAAAUGUAUCAUCCCAGAGUUUAUGAAUGGAAUCCGGAAGGAGCUGGAAAUGAGAAAAGUGUAUCACUAUGGAGAUAAUAUAACUUUCGAGUGUGAGAAUGGGUAUACUCUGAAAGGCAGUCCCCAGAGCCAAUGCCAGGCAGACAACACAUGGAACCCUCCUCUGGCCAUAUGCACAUCUAGUAAAUGGAGCUGCAAGAAAUGCACAAGUGCUCUCAUAGUCGGUAUUAUCUUUGGCGUGAUCUUCUUUCUUUCAUCUGUCAUUGGCUCUUAUUGGAUAAUUGUAAAGCGCAAAAAAAGCAAGAAUACAGAUGGGAAAACUAAAGAGAUGAUCCAUUUACAUCCUCAAGAAGACAACAGUGUAAAGCCUCAGACUCUACAAACCAAUCAGGAAGACAGCAGGGGUGCCAUAAACCUUUGAGAGGGAAGCUUUUGUUUUUUUUGUGGAACCCAAGCAUUUGCCACGUGGAUGUGCCUCCGGGUC
Neogale vison (American mink) is the source of this 8338-nucleotide messenger RNA. Its product is annotated as complement receptor type 2-like. The transcript is spliced from 53 exons. The coding region runs from base 71 to 8275 and encodes 2734 amino acids. Lineage: Eukaryota; Metazoa; Chordata; Mammalia; Carnivora; Mustelidae. Gene Ontology annotation, biological process: negative regulation of complement activation, classical pathway. The record is from RefSeq and is a predicted model, not a curated record.